ACUCCGCGUGUGGUAAAGCGCACAUCGCGGGCGGGCGCGCGCUAAAUGGUCUGGCACCAGAGAUAACAUGUUCCAGUGAGCAUCAGCGCUCAUGCAAGCAGCCGUCAUUAGAUCUGACAUCUCCCUGUUUGAAAUCAUAGCAUCUCAGUCGGGGGUGGCUGGGGGGAAAUCCACGGACGAACUCGAGGAGAGGACACGCAUACUUUUGGAGAGUGCGCGAGUUUGGCUGCGUUUGGAGAGUUUGGAGACCGGACGCCUGCCGGAGAGCGCAAAGUGCGCACGUCGACCACAGCCGUGAGACCGAGGCGGUUGUUUAAGAGGAUCUUAAGAUGAAUGACACGGCCGUUUUUUGCCAGAAAUACCAAACAGAGAACUCGUCUGACGUGUCAUGUCUAAAUUCGACCCCUUCGUCUUACAGCCCCAUCGACCUAACCACUUUCAUGCACAUAUUGCCUUCGAUUUACGGCAUCCUGUGCGCGGUGGGGGUCAUAGCCAACGGACUGGUCAUCUACGCGGUGAAAGCGUGCAAGAAGAAAAUGGUGUCAGACAUCUACGUGCUGAACUUGGCCAUAGCCGACAUGCUGUUCUUGCUCGUGAUGCCCUUCAACAUUCACCAGCUGGUCAGAGACAGGCAGUGGGUCUUCGGAAACUUUAUGUGUAAAGCGGUGGUGGUGGUGGAUGUCAGCAACCAGUUCACCACAGUGGGAAUUGUUACUGUGUUAUGCAUCGAUCGGUACAUAGCUAUUGUUCACCCCACCGCAGAGAGGAGGACCAUCCAGUGGACCAUCAUCAUCAACAUGCUGGUCUGGCUGGGCAGCUUCGUCCUCACGGUCCCCGUCAUGCUGUACGCCAAGGUUGUGCGCAGACAACAUAUGAAGGUGUGCAUGAUGAACCUGGACGGGCCGGAGGACAUGUACUGGUACACCCUCUACCAGUCUAUCCUGGGCUUCAUCAUCCCCCUCAUCAUCAUCAGCACCUUCUACUCCCUCACCCUCUACCACGUCUUCAGCUCCAUCCGCCGCGUCAAACGCAAGCAGUCCGUUUGGGCUAAAAGAGCCACCAAGAUGGUGCUAAUGGUCAUCGCCCUGUUCCUGAUCUGCUGGUCGCCGUACCACGUCAUCCAGGUGGUCAACCUGAGCAACAACUCCCCGACUAUUGCGUUCGUCUACGCCUACAACAUCAGCAUCUGCCUCAGCUACUCCCACAGCUGCAUCAACCCGCUCAUGUUGCUCAUUUUUGCCCAGAAUUACCGCGAGCGCCUCUGCUCCAGGAACGCACUGCACAGCUCCCAGCACUCGUCCAAGGUCACCGUGGUCAAAGCUGACGGUUCCAGUGUGACCGGUGACCCCAACUACCGCUGUACUGUCAUCUGAUCAAAGUCGUGUCUUGUUUUUCAUGUAAACCGGUUCGCCGCUCGCCCUGAAAAGGAAGUAGUUGGAUUCAGUUUUCAACACAGAAAGGAUUCGAUAAUUGACACCGCAGGAAAAUGUGGCUGUGAGGUUUGAGCAGAAGCGUCAGCCGUGAGUAAGCAAACGUCAAGAAUUCACUCACUGUCACAUAUAACCAUCCCUAAAGCGGACAUUUAUCUUUCUCUACUUAUCCUUGAUGGAUGAACCUCCAUGUCGCACAAUUGACUCACGAUCAUAAUAACAAUUACAUACAGAAUGAUAUUUUUUGCGAUAUUAUUAUUUACGUAUUAUGAUAUGAGUUCAUCAACCCAGUGCUUUCCACUCCUUUGUUGUUGUUACAAUAAAUGCUAGGAGUUUUGUUAUUAUUUAUUUAUUUGUUUGUAUUCAUUCUUUUUUUUAUUUGCUCUUUUCAUACAACAAGGCACACAAGACGUCACCAACAUAUCUUUUCCCGUACGGACCUGGUAUCUGGGGUUCAUCCCUGUGCUGUUAUUACAAUAAGUCUGGAUGAAAGAUGGUCAAUUUACAGAAGAUAUGCAUCAAAAUAUUCUGUUAUCAGAAUCAGUAAAGCAACUGUUUGUUGUCCACACUAUGUUUUAUGCAUUUUAACAAUCCAGUCGCACAAAUUGAACCUUUGCAAAGAUACAAGCAAGUUGCGUUCAACAGAUCCGGGAUUGCUCUCCAACAACAUUCAGAGUAACCCUGGAAACAACAAACCCCGAAGUUUCUGAUGCACAUGAAUGCAUCUCACAUUGAUAACCGGGGAGCCGGUCAGCAGGAAGCAAUAGAAGCAGGGAACCAAUUUGGCCAAUGUUUUUUUCACUAAUGGUUAUGUUGUUUUUGACGAAAACAAACUUAAUUAAUUCAAUGGCUGCGAGCAAUUAUAAAAGUAUGUCCCAGAUCUCUGCUGCACUUCUGCUUCAAGCAAAGUCUUGAUGUUAUUAUAGUUGGUGCAGCCACAAGAUGAUGACGGACCCGAUAACAUUCUAAUCCCCAGAUCCAGAGAUACAUUAUUUGCAUCCAUUUAUCAGUUUUACAGCAUGGAGCUUUUUGCUCAAAAUGUAAUAUUGAUCAACGGUAGUUCUGUUAAUUAUUACAUCAAUGUUUAUAAUAUUUCUUUUGAUAUAAAUCUCCCAGUCAACAAGUAGUAAACAUGGCCUAAAACACGAGGAUCCAGUUAGUCUUUAUACAUUGUCUAAUCUAUUGUUUUAUUUUUUGGGGGUUGAUUGUAAACCACGAGGACCUCUGUCUGUUUCUAUGUAUUUUAUGUAUCAACCUCUGUUUUUGCUUUACUGGCCCUUUGCACCAAAGCACACAACCACAUGUGCUCAACAGUGAAUCUAAGGUAAACCCCCCCCAGAUGUACUGCUGAGUGAACGGAUGGGCAACAACUGGAGGGAAUAUCAGUACUGACCUUUAAAGAUGACCUGAUGAGAAGAGUCGCUGAGGAGGGACAGGGUGAAGUUUUCUCCUUUUGGAUUACGAGCGUUGAAUAACCGUCAUCAAUUACAGGCUACACACAGUGGGAUCCCGACAACCAACAAAACGGGAGUGCAGCCUGUGAGAUCCGUCACUGACAAACGAGCACUCUUAUAAUUAUUCAGCUUCCAGAGGGCUCGGGAGGAAAUCAAAUUCCGCUUCUCAGCGGGAAGAGUUGCUUAAAGGAAAGUUUGAUCUCGUUUGAUCAUGUUAUGACGUCUUCAAUCGGAUCGCUUUCUGAUAAGGAUCUAUUAAGGCCCAUAAAUUGUAAUCAAUGGUUUCGUUAGUGGGUGAUAAAAUGUACCGGUAAAAAACAAUGUUUAGCUGGUGUUUAUCCUCUGUUUUGUAGAGAUGUGUGAAUAUUGUCGUCUCUCAAAAAACUCGAGGCUUCUCACUUUCUACUUAAACAUUAAUAGGUUGUUUAAUAUAGAGAAUUAGGCAGUCCAAAAUGUGUACCAUUAAUUAAAACCUGUGGACCCGUUAAACCCCUCAUCCCAAUUAAUUAUAAUUCAACCGUUUGAUGAACUGAAGAAAAGACACUGCAGGUUAUGGUUUGUUGUCGUCGCGUGAGAGUGAAAAAUGCAGAAUAAAUAAAAUAAAAUAGCGGCGCAAACAUAUUAAGUUAAAUGAAAGGAAUGUUAUGUACAGUGGAAUAUGUAUUAAAUUAAAUUAAAUUAGAAAAUUAAGUUAAGACAGUAGUUUUGUUGUUAGACACACAUUUCACAUUUAGAGUUGUGUUUGUUUUUAGACAGACCAUUUCUGUUUGUUAGACUCUAAUCACAGGCAGCUGCUUUACACUCUCACCAAGAGAAAGACCAACAAUGACCCGUCAGUCAUCACAGCCCUACAGGGGGUAAGUUGUGCUACUUAGUUAUAAUAUGCAUAGGACAUCAUAUUUUAUUUCCUCUCUUUGUUUAUUCCCCAGCUCCCUGAGCUACAGUUAGAACCCAGCUGUCCUUUUCCCUGCUGGGUUUCAAAUCAAAUAAAAGGCAUGAACACACGCAGAGGAAAUACAUAUAGACAAUAUGGACAAUAACAAUGUUUUGCACUGUAUUGUAUUGUGAUUCUAUAUGUUGAUAUUACAUAUUGAGUUAGAUGGUGUGAGUUGUAUUAGUUUGCUAAAUAAUAUUGUGGUAUUGUCCCAUUGUCAUGAUUAAUCAAUGUCCUUCAGAUUGUGAUUGUUGUAUCAUCAUCACUAUUUUCAAUAUCAAGGCCAAUCUGUUUACUCAAACUGCUCAGAAGCUGCUUUGAAGUGUACUUUUGGAGACAAGGAGCGACUUUCAUAAUGGGUUCAGAGGACCGAUGCAGUAAUAUUGUAGGAACAAAGACAGCAUGAAGGACAGGUAUGAAUAUCAUGUCAUUUUGCCUGAUUGUAUAUUUGCAUAAUGAACAAGAAAUUUCCAUUUAGAUUAUCUUUUAUCCUUAGAGUUAUUGUAUCUGACGGCAGUGGAGCACUUGAUGUUAUAAACUGUGUGUCGUGUGAUGUAUAUGUUUGGUCCUUCGCUGUGCCGUGUGCAAAGAUUGUAGGCAUUGUUUUUACUUGGAUCCCGGCUGAAGUACCAGCUGGGCAAAGCUGUAAACUGUUCAUUUCAUAAUAUGCAGGCUGUGUUGCUAAUAACAAUUUCAGCAGUGUGCAUAAUUUUUACGUGUUGCUGUUGUUGAAUAUGCUCUGUAUUUGGUGGUAGUUUUCUCUAUUUACGGCAACUUUUUCUUGAAUGCUGCUCAUUUUUUAAAUUCGUGAAGACAUUUUCUUAGUUUUGGACGGCAUAAAGCCCUCUGGGCCACCAUCGAUAAUCCCUGAUCACGUCUUCUGGGUAAUCGUAUCAGAAGACUUCAAACAAUGUUAACACUGUGUAUUGCUAAAAAAAAGUCUAGUAAACAAAUGAUCACAAGCUAACUUGGGGACAUAUUUUAUAUUUGCGUUCCCGUGGUUCAUUCCGGCCUGGUUGACUUUGAGAUCUUACUCGGUGUCUGCUGUUGUAAAGUAGUUUUGUGAUAACUGGUUACUGUAUCCACUGGCCAAUAAAAGCCUCCAAAGCUCA
Molecule: messenger RNA, 4930 nt
Organism: Gasterosteus aculeatus aculeatus (three-spined stickleback)
Lineage: Eukaryota; Metazoa; Chordata; Actinopteri; Perciformes; Gasterosteidae
Gene: mchr2b
Product: melanin concentrating hormone receptor 2b
Biological process (GO): neuropeptide signaling pathway
Cellular component (GO): neuron projection; plasma membrane
Molecular function (GO): G protein-coupled receptor activity; neuropeptide binding
Source: RefSeq, a predicted model, not a curated record